GCUAUGCAGUUUCGUUUGCUUUCAUUCAGAAGGUGGGCGAGGAAGGGAGUGGGACGGCGCAUCUCGUCAGUCUCCUUGUUGGUGGAUUGAAGAGGUCUGAUCCUGUCUGAUCGGUCACCGUGUUUUCAGAGCUUCUGGAUGAAUAUCUCAUGGUGAAGAAGUGGAACAAAUGCAAUUAAUCAUCAAGAGGCUCAGAAAUAUGGCCGAAGCAGCACCAGUAACUGGAGAGCCACUGGACGACCUGUUGUUGAAAAUCCUUAGAGACAUAGACCACAGUAAAGACUUUCAUGGGUGUUUUGCACCUAAGAGUUGUGCACCACGAGAAGGGGUGCUCUGUAGUGUCAUGGCAAAAGGGAAAGAGGUAAAUACCUUUGAAUGUUUUCUGGAGACAUGCGACAAUGUCACUUACAACAAAGUCAUCAGUGAUCUCAUCGAUCAUAUUUUGAAAACAUGUUGCGAAAUUCUGUGCCCGAUUCCUGCGGGCACCGUCGAUAGGAUGAAACCAAGCCUGCAGUCCAGCUCUUUGGAACGGCUGAAGUGCACUCACCCGUUCUCCUGCCCGAUCUGUGAUUUCGUUCUGAGCGAGCCCGUGACCCUUCUCUGCGGCCACACGUACUGUAAAAAGUGCUUAGUGAAGUGGAAACCUAAUGCCUGCAAAAUCUGCAAAAAGCGACUGUAUGGAUACGAGUUUGUGAGUGCUAAGGUGAAUGUGCUAGUGUACGGACUUGUCAAGAGAUGGUGGCAGCCGGAACUGGACGCCGAAGCUUGCCGGCUCAAAGGAAACCAGAGCAUGGGCGUUCAAGACUAUGCAAAGGCCCUGAGCGCCUACACCGAGGCCCUGGAGCAAGCACCUCAAGACCACAUCACACUGAGUAACCGCAGCCAUGCGCUCAACAAGCUGUCUCGGAAUGCAGAGGCGCUGCGCGACGCGGAGGCGGCCAUCCAGUUGCAGCCCUGCUGGGCGAAGGGCUACUUUCGUCAGGCGGCGGCGCUCAACAGCCUGGGCCGGCUGGAGGACGCCCUGGUGGCCUACGUGCUGUGGGCGGCCCUGGAGCCCACCGCCGCGCUGGAUGAGCUGCACCUGUUGCUGAAGCGGUUGCUGCGCCGACGCCAUCCCUCCGAGGGUCGCGGCGGAAAGCGCUGUCGGCGUAGCUCCGAUGCCGAGGAGCUACAACAGCACAGUGAUGACAGCAACUCAAGCAACUGCAGCACGGAUGUGCCCACCACGCGGCCAGAGCCGACCCGGGUCGGCCUCUCCGCCGACCAGAAACUGCGCCGUAUCGUCGAACGGUGCCACAGCGCGGCGGUAGCUCUGCGAGCGCGGCAGGGGAAGCAGUUUGUGCGUACGGUGGCGGACGGCGAGGCGCGCCGGGAGGAUUUGGAGUGUUCGCUGUGCUUCCGUCUGCUGUGGCAGCCGGCCUCGACUCCGUGCGGUCACACCUUCUGUCGGCCGUGUAUUGACCGGUGGCUGGACCAUAGUCCCACCUGUCCACUCUGCAAGAUGGCCCUGGACGAGUUUCUGGCCGACCGCGGCCGGGCCACCACGACGUUCCUGCAGCACGCCAUGGAGACGUACCUGCCGGCGGCCACGGCCGAGCGACGGCGGACGCACGACGCCGAGCUGCUCGCCGACUCACUGGCCGGCCACGACCACCACCACGAGAUCCCCAUCUUCGUGUGCAACCUGGCCUUCCCGACGCUGCCGUGUCCCCUGCACGUGUUCGAGCCGCGCUACCGGCUGAUGGUGCGCAGAUGUAUGGAGAGCGGCACCAGAGAGUUCGGCAUGUGUCUGCCCAACGAGACCAGCACCGGAGGGUUCGUCGACAUCGGCGUUAUGCUGGAGAUCCGGGACCUGCGCUACUUUCCCGACGGACGGUGCGUCGUCGACACCAUCGGAUCGCGCCGCUUCCGCUGUCUGGAGAAGGGACAGCGCGACGGCUACGCCACUGCCCGUGUCGAGUUCCUCACCGACCAGACGGUGCCGCCGGAGGGCAUGCAAGAGCUCCAAACGCUGCACGACAGCGUCCACGCGCAGGUGGAGCGUUGGUGGACGGAGCACUUCCGCGGCCAGCUGGAGAAGCGUGACCGGGUGAUCCAGUUCUACGGGCCAAUGCCGGCCGUGGAGACGAGCUACUGGACGCUGCCGUCCGGCCCCUCCUGGCUCUGGUGGGCGCUGGCCAUCCUGCCCUUGCGCAGAUCGGUGCAGCUGGAUAUUCUGAGCAUCGCAUCGCUGAAGCGGCGGCUGCGGGUGAUCGGCAGCGUCCUGAAUCGCCUCGCCCAGCCGCCGGCCAACCCAGCCUGACUGCCAGCCGACGCCCUCGGAGUCGCAGAUGACCUCCGGGGCGACCUCUAUAAUAUCGAGCGACAGCAGCGCCACCUAUGCCGCCGCUCGCCAUGACCCGUACGCGCGAGCCCACUGUGAUCGAUGUCCUGCCGCCUGGUGCGGAUGACGCGCCGGCGCCCCCCGGACCCGAGUGAGGUCCUCUCCAGACGCGAAUACGCCAGUGCGUAUUGGCGCGAUCUACAAAUAAUGUACUCGUUUGUCAGGUUGAUAGUGCGUGACAGCUGAGCUGUGUUUCCGAGCUUCGUGAGCUCGCCUUCCUUUCAUUCAUGUGUUGUAUGUGUUUGUAUGGCAACUCUAGGAUUCGCGGGACGUCUCAUGACUCGCUACUUGUCCUCAUAUUUGUGAACAAAUAUAAUUUGUUUUUGACACG
Messenger RNA from Amphibalanus amphitrite, 2714 nucleotides. RefSeq names its product LON peptidase N-terminal domain and RING finger protein 3-like. The record is from RefSeq and is a predicted model, not a curated record. Gene Ontology annotation, molecular function: protein binding. NCBI's taxonomy places the organism in Eukaryota, Metazoa, Arthropoda, Thecostraca, Balanomorpha, Balanidae. The coding region runs from base 170 to 2302 and encodes 710 amino acids. The transcript has 11 exons.